Molecule: messenger RNA, 540 nt
Organism: Strongyloides ratti
Lineage: Eukaryota; Metazoa; Nematoda; Chromadorea; Rhabditida; Strongyloididae
Exons: 1
Coding region: 1-540 (179 amino acids)
Source: RefSeq, a predicted model, not a curated record
AUGAAAGCUAUUAUUUUAUUAUUUUUUUAUUCUACAUUAAUUUUUUCAUGGAGUAUAGAUGAUUAUUUAACUGAUUGUUGGGGAAAUGAAUGUCGUGAUAAUGUUGAUUUUCUUCAAAAAAUGCCUAUUAUUGAAAAUGAUGAAAAUAAGUAUGUUCAUAUAUCAUAUAAAACACUUAGAAAUGGUUUAAUUACUUUUGGACCUGUAAUACCAUUUGAAGGUAUAAGAUAUUGUAUGUUAUAUGUUGAAAAUGGAAAAACAAUAAAAGAUUGCCAACAAACAAGAAUUUUUAAUAGAAAUUCUUUUGACAGUAAUAAUUGUAUUUUUUCUAGUAGUUAUUAUAAAGGAAACGAUUAUCAAUUAGAAUCAAGACUAGGAAGAAUUCCAGUACAAAUAAAUUUUGAUAAUGAUUAUUUUUAUGGAUAUCUUGAUAAGUAUACAAAUUGUGUCUACUUUCCUGAUGUUUACGAUUAUAAACCACAUAUUAUAUCAUUAGAUAAAAUAGAAAAAUAUAUAUCUUAUCUUUACUGUAAAACAUAA